Messenger RNA from Caenorhabditis bovis, 618 nucleotides. Lineage: Eukaryota; Metazoa; Nematoda; Chromadorea; Rhabditida; Rhabditidae. The record is from the annotation of a GenBank genome assembly.
AUGGCGCUCAAGGCCGCGUAUUUUGGGCUUCAAUGUUUUUGGGGCGAGUCCGCUUGGGCUAAGUUAAAAGGGGUUGAUAUAACAAGAGUUGGCUAUGCUGGUGGACAACAACCCAACCCAACUUAUAAAGCGAUUUUAGAUCAUACUGAAAUUACCGAAGUUCAAUAUAAUGAUCAAAUCAUUUCUUAUGAGAAGUUGCUGGAUUUCUUUUGGAAGCAUCACGAUCCAACUGAAAAACGAAAGAAGCAGUAUCGAUCGGCAAUCCUCUAUGUCGAUGACCAACAAAAAGAGUUGGCUUUGAAAUCAUUUGAGGAAGCCAAGAAGAAAUUUGGUGAAAUUGAAACUUAUGUGGAGCCACUUGAUAAAUUCUAUCAAGCUGAAGACUAUCAUCAGAAAUAUUGGUUUAGAAACCGAAAAGAUCUUUUUGAUGAGCUGAAAUUGGAUAACGAAGCAGUUGCGACCGGAAAAUUGGCGACCAAGCUUAAUGCUUAUGCUGCUGGUUAUCAACGAUUUGAAGAGCUUGACGAACUUCAGAAGCAAUACAAAUUGAGCGAUGAUUAUGUGAAACGCGUUAAAGAUUUCGCAUUAUCCGGCGGUGAUCCGCGAGCUUGCCACUAA